AUGAAGCACCUUGUAAUGGUCGGUGCUUGCUAUCUCGACACGAUUCUGAGCCUGCAAUCAACUUUCAGCGUCCCCCAUUAUCCCGAGGAAGACGCCAAACUACGCGCCACAAAGCUCAAGGUGCGACGAGGAGGAAAUGGCGGCAACUCACUUGAAGUGCUGCAACAGUUCAUCCCGCUGUCAUCGCCACCAGAUCUCGCACUACAUCUCGUCGCAACGCUUCCAGACCGCCACGCGGCAGCCACCGCACAAGUGGUGUCAUCGUUUGGGCCAAAUUCGCCCGUCGAUUUGAGCCACUGUCUUUAUCGAGACGACCAGAUAGAUGCGGCCAGCACUUGGAUAAUAUCUAGCCAGGCGACGGGUACUCGGACUAUUGUGAAUCACAGCAGUCUGGACGAAAUGACAACUGACGAGUUCGUCAAGAUCGUGGAAGCGUUCCACGGUGAAGAUGAGGCAAAUAUGUGGUGGCACUUCGAGGGUCGGAUCCCAGAAACGACUCUCCAGUGCAUCCAACACCUGCGCCUCUCUCAUCCACGGUCUCGGAUAAGCGUCGAGGUCGAGAAGCCCGCAAGAGAAGGCUUGCGUGAGCUGGCCGCAGAGGCUGACGUUGUUUUUUACUCGAAAAGUUGGGCUGAGGGCGAGGGAUACGCAAGCGCUGAGGCAUGCCUGACAGCCGAAAGUGUGCGGACACCUAAGGCGGAGAAAGGUCACUCCUCUGUUGUACAUGGGGCGCCAAAGGGGCCACCGCCCUCUCACUCCAGACGCUUCGAGUCUUCAACGUCACGCCAGAGCCCCGUGUGA
Diaporthe amygdali is the source of this 801-nucleotide messenger RNA. Its product is annotated as D-sorbose. Bases 1 to 801 code for a protein of 266 amino acids. Lineage: Eukaryota; Fungi; Ascomycota; Sordariomycetes; Diaporthales; Diaporthaceae. The record is from RefSeq and is a predicted model, not a curated record. The transcript is spliced from 5 exons.